Messenger RNA from Strongylocentrotus purpuratus (purple sea urchin), 1658 nucleotides. RefSeq names its product protein MOTHER of FT and TFL1-like. The coding region runs from base 143 to 760 and encodes 205 amino acids. The transcript is spliced from 4 exons. The record is from RefSeq and is a predicted model, not a curated record. Lineage: Eukaryota; Metazoa; Echinodermata; Echinoidea; Camarodonta; Strongylocentrotidae.
CUAGGAAGCUAGAGGCAAACAUUCCAGACCACACUCCAUAUACCACUUCUCACCAUAAAAGCCCUGCUGGCCUGGCGCCGGUAUAAAAUUGUGUGUUUAGAAGCCUCGAUCUCAUUAUCUCGUCAACAUACUAACUCAACUGAUGACAAUGUUGAAACAACGAUUUAUCGGCAGUAUUUCAUUUCUCUUGCUCCUGGCUGUUGACAUCAGUUUUGGGGGACAGGACAUUACCUGUGAUGCUGCCCCAAGGGACCUUACUGUGCAGUUCCGAGGCGCCAGCUGCGCAUCACAUAGACAUGGAUCGUGUGUGGGUGACCGGUCGUUCGGGCAUGGACAGCCUCUCCCUAUCGGACUUUUUGACCGCUCACAGUCCGGGGGCCAAGCGCCUGUCGUUGUAUAUGAAAAUGCUGACCCGGAUUCAUUCUACUCAGUUCUAAUGAUAGACCCCGAUGCCCCUAGCCCAAGCAACCCUACCGCAGCCCCAUGGCUUCACUGGUUGGUAGUCAACAUUAACGGAGAGACACUUCGCUCAGCUGACCAUGGUGUUGGAGAUAAAACCGUGACAGAGUACGCUCCUCCUACUCCACCAUCCGGUAUCCACAGAUAUAUACUCCUCCUCUUCCGUCAGUUUGGUUCCUUAAGAAACGUGCCGGUGCCCUCUAGUCGUGCCAAGUUCGACGUAGGUGCGUUCAAGACGUAUUAUGAUCUGGAAUGUGUUGCGACGACUUCUUUCAGAACGGGCAAAGAGAUCAAGGAAUAGAAUAAAGCUGUGUUGCAUGGUAUGAUAAUGUUGUAAUCAGUGUGUAGGUUUAAAGCCGCCUCAGCUACAUAUUAUCUCAAAUGUAUGUUCAAUGUCUUCCGAAAUACGACGUUUAGUUAGGCUCUGAGAAGGAUACCAGCAUUCUGUUUACAAUAAGAAGUUGCACACGAGAAGCCAUUUUGCUCACCGAUCACUGCGAGGGACAAAGAUUCCUUCAAAAUAUAUAAAUUCCUUCCGAAAACAUUUAUAUUAUUUGGUUUACCUCAACAUUGGCGUGCAAUGUCGUUAUCCAUCUCUUAAUGGCGUUUAAUAUAGGUGGUAUUUCUCAUAUGACAAAAUACUUCUGCGGACGGUAAAAACAGGCCGAAAAAAUUAUAUACCACUCUAAACUCUUAAGAUAUUAAUAAAAAAUCAUUUCGAAAGAUAAUCAUGUACAUUCCAUAUCUUUAUCUCUAUCCGUGAUAAUUAUUUUGGUUUAGAAUUAUAAAAAUACCUUUCAAAGUUGUUUGACUUUCCCUCCCCUCCUUAAAUAAGCAAAACUGGAACAGCAGUUUAUAUUUAUUGCUUGCUUCUUCGUUUUAAUUCCAAAAUGCAUUGAAGCAAAUGUUCCAAAACGAUUUAGAUCUAUUUGGUACAACAUUAUGACCAACGUGCAUUGAUUUCAGUAUUGCAUUGGUACUGCUUUUUGAUGUGCGCCCUCAAGGUCGAAAAGUUAUCAUAAUGUCUCAUACUUGUGUUUCAUUGUAAAUAAGGUACUCCAUGAUGUAAAGAGCUCUUCCAUUUCUCCUAUAUAAGAUGUUUUAUUUGUUUGUUUGUUUUUAAUCAUGUCUGAUCUUUUCAUUACAAUAAAAACUCUUGAUGUAGUUAGGAAAACGAGAGAGCCGGUAAUAGGGCAAUG